Messenger RNA from Phyllostomus hastatus (greater spear-nosed bat), 4301 nucleotides. It is a transcript of the gene LRP12, whose product is annotated as LDL receptor related protein 12. Gene Ontology annotation, cellular component: microtubule; cilium. Bases 297 to 2876 code for a protein of 859 amino acids. Gene Ontology annotation, biological process: cilium assembly. Gene Ontology annotation, molecular function: microtubule binding. The record is from RefSeq and is a predicted model, not a curated record. The transcript is spliced from 7 exons. NCBI's taxonomy places the organism in Eukaryota, Metazoa, Chordata, Mammalia, Chiroptera, Phyllostomidae.
CGCCCGCGCGCGCCUUAUCUGUCUGCCCCGGGGAGGGCAGCCCAGCGCAGGGCUCUCACGCCGCCGGGGGUGGGAGCCGGUGAGUGGUGGUGGGAGGGAGGGAGCGCGCGCGGGCGGCGGCCCCUCCCCUCCUCCUCCCGCCGCCGCGGAGAGCGCAGGGAGCAGCCGGGGGCUCGGCGGCGGCGGCGGCGGCGGCGGCGGCGGCGGCGGCGGCGGCGGCGGCGGCGUCUGGCCCCAGCUCCUCCUCCUCUUUUUCCUCCUCCUCCAUCUCCUCGCUCCCUCCAUCUGCCGUGGUUAUGGCCCGUCGCUGGAGCACAAAAGAGUCUCCGCGGUGGAGGUCUGCGCUGGUCUUGCUUUUCCUCGCCGGGGUGUACGGAAAUGGUGCUCUUGCAGAACAUUCUGAAAAUGUGCAUAUUUCAGGAGUGUCAACUGCCUGUGGAGAGACUCCAGAACAGAUUCGAGCACCAAGCGGUAUAAUCACAAGCCCAGGCUGGCCUUCUGAGUAUCCCGCCAAGAUCAACUGUAGCUGGCUCAUAAGGGCAAACCCGGGGGAAAUUAUUACUAUAAGUUUUCAGGACUUUGAUAUUCAGGGGUCCAGAAGAUGCAGUUUGGACUGGUUGACAAUAGAAACAUUCAAGAACAUCGAAAGUUACCGAGCUUGUGGUUCCACGAUUCCACCACCGUACAUUUCUUCCCAAGACCACGUGUGGGUCAGGUUCCACUCCGAUGACAGUAUCUCUAGAAAGGGUUUCAGACUGGCGUAUUUUUCAGGGAAGUCGGAGGAACCGAACUGUGCCUGUGACCAGUUUCGUUGUGGGAAUGGAAAGUGUAUCCCGGAAGCCUGGAAGUGCAAUGACAUGGACGAGUGUGGAGACAGUUCCGAUGAAGAGAUCUGUGCUAAAGAAGCUAAUCCCCCAACAUCUGCCUCUUUCCAGCCCUGUGCUUACAACCAGUUCCAGUGUCUGUCUCGGUUUACCAAAGUUUACACCUGCCUGCCCGAAUCUUUAAAAUGCGAUGGGAACAUUGACUGCCUUGACCUAGGAGAUGAGAUAGACUGUGAUGUGCCAACGUGUGGGCAGUGGUUAAAAUAUUUUUAUGGUACUUUUAAUUCUCCCAAUUACCCAGACUUUUAUCCUCCUGGAAGCAAUUGCACCUGGCUAAUAGACACCGGUGACCACCGUAAAGUCAUUUUACGCUUCACCGACUUUAAACUUGAUGGUACUGGUUAUGGUGAUUAUGUGAAAAUAUACGAUGGGUUAGAGGAGAACCCACACAAGCUCUUGCGUGUGUUAACUGCCUUUGAUUCUCAUGCACCUCUUACCGUUGUUUCUUCCUCUGGACAGAUAAGGGUGCAUUUUUGUGCUGAUAAAGUGAAUGCUGCCAGGGGCUUUAAUGCCACUUACCAAGUAGAUGGCUUCUGUCUGCCAUGGGAGAUACCCUGCGGCGGUAACUGGGGCUGUUACACUGAGCAGCAGCGCUGUGAUGGGUAUUGGCACUGCCCAAAUGGGAGGGACGAGACCAACUGCACCAUGUGCCAGAAGGAAGAGUUCCCGUGCUCCCGGAACGGCGUCUGUUACCCUCGUUCUGAUCGCUGCAACUACCAGAAUCACUGCCCAAACGGCUCAGACGAAAAAAACUGCUUUUUUUGCCAGCCUGGAAAUUUUCACUGUAAAAACAACCGCUGUGUGUUUGAGAGCUGGGUGUGCGAUUCUCAGGAUGACUGCGGCGAUGGCAGCGACGAGGAGAACUGCCCAGUCAUCGUGCCCACCAGAGUCAUAACCGCCGCCGUCAUCGGCAGCCUGAUCUGCGGCCUGUUGCUGGUCAUCGCGCUGGGGUGCACCUGUAAGCUUUACUCUCUGAGGAUGUUUGAGCGCAGAUCAUUUGAAACACAGUUGUCAAGAGUGGAAGCAGAAUUGCUCAGAAGAGAAGCCCCUCCCUCUUACGGACAGUUGAUCGCUCAGGGUUUAAUUCCGCCAGUUGAAGACUUUCCUGUUUGUUCGCCUAACCAGGCUUCUGUUCUGGAAAACCUGAGGCUAGCUGUGCGGUCGCAGCUCGGAUUCACCUCCAUCAGACUCCCCAUGGCAGGCAGAUCCAGCAGCAUUUGGAAUCGUAUCUUUAAUUUUGCAAGAUCACGUCAUUCGGGGUCUUUGGCUCUGGUCUCAGCAGAUGGUGACGAGGUCGUCCCUAGUCAGACUACCAGCAGAGAACCUGAAAGAAACCACACUCACAGAAGUCUGUUUUCCGUGGAGUCAGACGACACCGACACGGAAACUGAGAGAAGAGACACGGCAGGAGCGUCUGGUGGGGUUGCAGCUCCUUUGCCCCAGAAAGUCCCUCCCACAACAGCAGUGGAAGCAACGGUGGGAGCCAGUGGAAGUUCCUCAACCCAGAGUACCCGAGGCGGCCACACGGAUAAUGGAAGGGAUGCAACAAGUGGGGAACCCCCAAGUGUGAGUCCAGCCCGACACCAGCUCUCAAGUGCACUAAGUCGUAUGACUCAGGGGCUGCGUUGGGUACGUUUUACAUUAGGGCGGUCAAGCUCCGUCAGUCAGAACCAGAGUCCUUUGAGACAGCUUGAUAACGGGGCCAGUGGAAGAGAGGAAGAUGACGAUGUUGAAAUGCUAAUUCCAGUUUCUGAUGGAGCUUCAGACUUGGAUGUGAAUGACUGCUCUAGACCUCUUCUUGAUCUUCCCUCAGACCAAGGACAAGGCUUCAGGCAGCCAUACACUGCAACAAACGCUGGAGGAAGGCCAGCUAAUCGAGAUGGCCCCUGCGAGCGCUGUGGCAUUGUCCACACGGCGCAGAUCCCGGACACUUGCUUAGAAGCGACGCUGAAAAACGAAACGAGUGAUGAUGAGGCUUUGUUACUUUGUUAGGUACGAAUCACAUGAGGGAGAUUGUAUACAAGUUGGAGCAAUAUCCAUUCAUUGUUUUGUAACUUUACAAUUGAACUAGUAUUAAUUUAAAAAGGAAGAAGAUGCAGGGUGAUUUCUUAUUAUAUGUUAGCCUGCAUGGUUAAAUUAAACAAUUUGUAACUCUAUGAACUUCAGAGUUUGCUAUUUUAGCAGCUAAAAAUGCAUUAUGUAUUCAUGUUGUUCAAUAAUGUUCUUCCGUUUGUUUCUCAUUGUUUUUAUCCUGGUACUGUAGUUCAUGUUAGAAAUAUGGCUGCUGAAACUCAUUUGAUGUCAGUUCAUCGUACGUUGUAACAAUUAUUUGUACAAAAUAGCUUCUUUUAAUUGAACACUUUCUGCUUUUGCCAGUACUCUUGUAACUUAAUACAUUAGAUGUUAUGGUUGUUACUGUACUCCCAAGGGGGAAAAAAGAACCUUAUAUUCACCUGUGUUUUUAUUUAUAUAACAUUUGUCUAAAUAUUACUGGGUUUCAUCAUAAUAAGAGCUUGUCAGAGGGAAUAAAAAAACCUUGCCUAAAAUUUUUUCUCUUAUGUUGAACAUGCAGUGAUAUGAAAUUUAGAUAGAAUUAGAUUAAAUUAAUAGCAGAAACAGAACUCUUUUAUAGAUUUUUCUAAUAUUGACUUUAAUACUCUAAUAUGGUACAAACCAAAUGGUAAAUCCCAAGUCAUUUCUUUUUUCAUCUCUAUUGAGGGACAGGAUUAAGCGGAUGAAGAUACUCUACUAUGCAUUAAAUCUUAAACUUUAUAAAAUGUGUACAAAAGUUGUACAAGAUAAGUUCCAGCCGGUCAUGUCUUUCCCUGAUGCAGGGCUGUGCUUGCAUUGCACCCCAGGGAUUUGCACUGAAGCCGUACACGUCUCAGAUGAGUUUGGUGCGCACGCACUCUCACUUUAAAUACUAUUAUUUGCUACCACAGUGACUAUAUAUUUCCAUAGCUUUGGGGGUCGUGGGGGGCAUUUUUAUUACAACUUGAAAUUGCUUUGCUGGUUUUAUAUUUAUUUUGUUGUAUUUAAAGACUGCAUUAUUAUAAGAAAGUGACUUUUUCAAUAUAUUUUAUUCAUGAGGGGGAUCAUGCUACACGCUGAAAAACAAAUUAAGAAAUCAUUUAGAUCAGCCCCCUAUUUUAAGUAGACUGAUUUGCAAACCCCACAUUAUUUUUAUUGUCAGUUCUUGUUUAUUUAUUCUUUAGGUGUCUGUUUUAGUAGCUUAAUGACUGAGUAUGAAAAAAUGUAUUUGUGUGUGAUUAUUGCUAUUUAUUAAAUUUUAAAUACUUUGCUGAAUGUCAUUUUCAAGCAUGUUUGAGGUCUUGUGUAUUUGUCGUGUUAUGCUGUCAGGAAGAACUGACUGAAAUGUUUUAAUAUGUAUCAAAAAUUAAACUGACUUUUUUUGUA